AUGAACAUGGAGUUCCUUCCCUCGACCAUGCACAUCACUAACUCAAUUCAAAUUGACAGAGCUCUGGGCAGUGCUUUCCCUCUUUAUGAUCUCCAAGGCUUCAUUGCUGGUCAGACACCUACCAUCCCAGAGCCAGCCACCCUCCAUCCAAGCAGCGUCGCUCUAGCCUACCAACUCGGUAAUCUAUACUCACUCCUAUUCCUGGUCGGGGUCGGAGUGUGCCAUGCCACAACAGAGCCCAAGGUGUUGCGCAACUACCUCGUCGGGCUGGCCAUCGCCGACGUAGGGCAUGUAUAUGCUACAGGCUUGGCAAUGGGCUGGGACGCAUUUUUGGACGUUGGAUCAUGGAACGCCCUAACAUGGGGUAACAUCGGAGCAACUGCAUUCUUGUUUGUGAAUAGAAUCGCCUAUUUCUGGGGAGUAUUUGGAUAUGCGAAGGCGCCUAAGGCGGCUGAGAAACAGCAGUGA
Molecule: messenger RNA, 468 nt
Organism: Penicillium salamii
Lineage: Eukaryota; Fungi; Ascomycota; Eurotiomycetes; Eurotiales; Aspergillaceae
Source: the annotation of a GenBank genome assembly